AUGGACCGCAGGCACCGCUACUACGAGAUGAAACGGGUCUGCUACUAUCUGCUUCCGCGGAGAGGUGGCGCCACAGAUUGGUCAUCAGAGCUGAAUCCUGAUGUGCUCGACGACACACUGUGCACACACGUAUUGGUCGGUGCGCUGGCAGUGUCGGCUCAGGGACGCCUGGUGACGAAGCUUCCAAAGCACGAGGACCUCAUCAGCAAGAUUUCGCGAAGCAAGCUCAAGGUUCUGCUCUCCGUGGAUGCGAAAGAUACCACUGCUCUGUCGUACGUGGUCGCCUACAGAUGGACGAGACUUAGGUUCAUUCGGUCUGCUAUGCGCAUGGUGUGGCGGUACAAAUUGAGCGGCAUCAACCUGGAUUGGCAAAUCCCAGGAUGGCUGAGCAGCCAUGUCGGCGAUCGCUACCUCUUCAGGCUGCUGUUGCAGGACUUCCGGUCGUACAUGAAGGAGACAAAGAAGGCAUUUUUGCUGAGCGCCAGCAUUUGCGCUAUUCCUGCCGUCAUGCCAUCCACCUAUGAUGUGCGAGGGCUGUCUAGACAUGGGAACCACAUUUGCCCCAACCUCGCACAGACGCCCCCACCUGCAGGUGCUGCGCCUUGGAAUCAGCCAACAAAACAGCAAGCAACAGAAUCUGUGGGGCUUGCAAGCUUGCAGCAGCUGCUGCUGAGCCAGAACUACCACAACUAG
This is a messenger RNA of Rhipicephalus microplus (southern cattle tick), 693 nucleotides long. Its product is annotated as chitinase-like protein 4. Gene Ontology annotation, cellular component: extracellular region. The record is from RefSeq and is a predicted model, not a curated record. Lineage: Eukaryota; Metazoa; Arthropoda; Arachnida; Ixodida; Ixodidae. Gene Ontology annotation, molecular function: chitin binding; chitinase activity. Gene Ontology annotation, biological process: carbohydrate metabolic process; chitin catabolic process.